Sander lucioperca (pikeperch) is the source of this 5170-nucleotide messenger RNA. It is a transcript of the gene mtm1, whose product is annotated as myotubularin 1. The transcript is spliced from 16 exons. Gene Ontology annotation, cellular component: plasma membrane. Bases 138 to 1949 code for a protein of 603 amino acids. NCBI's taxonomy places the organism in Eukaryota, Metazoa, Chordata, Actinopteri, Perciformes, Percidae. The record is from RefSeq and is a predicted model, not a curated record. Gene Ontology annotation, molecular function: phosphatidylinositol-3,5-bisphosphate 3-phosphatase activity. Gene Ontology annotation, biological process: mitochondrion distribution; negative regulation of autophagosome assembly; muscle cell cellular homeostasis.
CAACCAGCCAAUCCCCGCCAUGACAGUCUGGCACGUGACGUUGAGUAGGUUCCUGCUGUGGUUUAAGGGAAACAUAUCGACAUUCGGCCACGGGAGAAUCGCACUUUGCGGCCUGUGGAAGCCCCCCUCCCUGAGCGAUGGCCUCACCAGUCUCAGUCUACAACUCCAACGCCCUGGACACACACAUCUCCAGUACCUCCAGAGAGUCCCUGAAGAUGGAUUUGUUGGCGGAUGUGUCUCUGCUGCCAGGAGAGGAAAGAAUUAUCGAUAAAGAAACCAUGUACAUCUGUCCAUUCAAUGGAGCUGUGAAAGGCAAAGUGUUGAUCACCAACUACAGACUAUACUUCAAGAGCUCAGAUGCUGAUGUGGCGGUGACGCUGGACGUUCCUCUGGGUGCCAUCAGCCGGGUGGAGAAGAUGGGCGGGGCGUCGAGCAGAGGAGAAAACUCCUACGGCUUGGAUAUCACCUGCAAGGACAUGAGGAACUUGAGGUUUGCCUUGAAGCAGGAAGGUCACAGCAGACGAGAUAUCUUCGAGCUCCUCUUCAAAUACGCCUUCCCCCUCUCACACGGUCUGCCACUGUUUGCCUACGUGAAUCAGGAGAAGUACGCGGAGAACGGCUGGGGCAUCUACAAACCCGUAGAGGAGUUCAGACGCCAGGGCUUACCGAAUAACAAGUGGCGUAUCACAUUCAUCAAUAAGAACUACGAGCUGUGUGACACCUACCCCACCGUGUUGGCCGUACCCUUUAAAAGUAAAGAGGAGGACCUGAGGAGAGUGGCUGCCUUCAGGUCCAGAGGACGCAUACCGGUUCUCUCAUGGAUCCACCGGGAGAACCAGGCCGUGAUCUGCCGCUGCAGCCAGCCUCUGGUUGGCAUGUCUGGGAAAAGAAACAAGGACGACGAGCGCUACCUGGAACUGAUCCGGGAGGCAAACGACACCCCCAAGCUCACCAUCUACGACGCUCGGCCCAGCGUCAACGCUGUGGCCAACAAGGCCACAGGAGGAGGCUACGAGGGUGACGAGUACCAAAACGCAGAGCUCAUCUUCCUGGACAUCCAGAAUAUCCACGUCAUGAGGGAAUCCUUGAAGAAACUCAAAGACAUUGUCUACCCCAAUGUGGAGGAAUCCCAUUGGCUGUCCAGUCUAGAGUCUACACACUGGCUAGAACAUGUUAAGCUGGUGUUGUCAGGAGCCAUCCAGGUAGCAGACAAGGUUUCCAGUGGGAACUCGGUGGUGAUUCACUGCAGCGACGGCUGGGACCGCACCGCUCAGCUCAGCUCUCUGGCCAUGCUGAUGCUGGACAGUCACUACCGCACGCUCCGAGGAUUCCAGGUGCUGAUUGAGAAGGAAUGGAUCAGCUUUGGGCACAAGUUUGCCUCAAGGAUAGGUCACGGUGACAAGAACCAUGCAGAUCAGGACAGGUCACCCAUCUUUGUUCAGUUCAUCGACUGCGUAUGGCAGAUGACCAAACAGUUUCCUACAGCGUUUGAGUUCAACGAGCGCCUCCUGCUGACCAUCCUGGAUCACCUCUACAGCUGCUGCUUCGGGACCUUCCUCUACAACUGCGAGAGUAUGCGAGACCAGCAGGAGGUGAGGUUGAAAACAGUGUCUCUGUGGUCCCUGGUCAACAGUAAGAUGGAGAUGUAUUUAAACCCCUUCUACACCCCCGAGUCGGGCAGGGUCCUCUACCCCGUCGCCAGCAUGCGCCACCUAGAGCUGUGGGUAACAUACUACAUCCGCUGGAACCCUCGCAUACGGCAGCAGCAGCAGAGUCCGGUGGAGCAGCGCUACAAGGAGCUGUUGGCGCUCCGAGAAGAGUACCUGAGGAAGCUGGAGGCGCUGGAGCUGUCUGACUCCUCCCCUUCCUCCCGUCUGGCUAACACCCCCAACACCCCUGCCUCCUCCACGCCACCACAGCAAUACACACAACUGCAAACUCCCCUCUGAGGGCUCAUGACACACACACACACACACACACACACACACACACACACACACACUCAACUACACCUGUUGACUUGCACUUACGUCCUCUUCACUCUGAUUUCUGUCAGUCUCUAACACACGCAGGGAAUUAAUGAGUAUCAUGCUGUUCUAACUGUUAGAUUUAGAUUUGAUAGGGUUGUUCUAACACCAUAGUGGUGACGAUGGUGAUUUAUGCAAUAUGUCACAGUAUAGCCUUCCACACACACACACACACACACACACACACUCGCCAUACAAGAAAGCCUUAAAGACAUUCAGUGGCUUUCAGUCCAAGGGCUUGAACACACAGGACACCCAGUGAAUGCGUAACGGCUUUCACACAGGCUUUCCUCUGUACGCCCUAAUCUGAUUUGACAGGAACCGCCACAUAACAACAUUUAGGUAUACUAGCUACUAUAGGUAGACCCCCUCUUGCUUCCACUCUUUGUGCUAAGAGAGAAAAGCCAAAGGUUGCCCAGUCAGGAGAGAAAUAGAGACAAUACAUUUUCUUGGAAACUAAAACCAAUUCAGAGUUUGGAUGUCAGAACACUGCUGGGUGUCAGCCCGGCUCCUGCCUACGUCCUGCUACACAAGCGUUGGUGUCCUGUGUGAACACAGCGAAAUCAAGACAGACAGUUCUCACUUCUCACACUUCUUCCUUCUUGCUGCACUGCUUCUGAGUGUUGCCUCAUUUUCCCUUAAGGAAUUGAUUAGAGCUGCCGCGGAGCUCACGCGGCGGAGUCGGAGGCUCUGAGCUGCGGCGGUGAACGUCACUGUACGCGUCCAGCUAAGUGUAUAUAUCAAGUGUGUCAGAUUCGGAUGGAUUGAUGUGGAAUUUGUUGCCUAUCACCCGAGGAGGAAACCUAGAGCUGUCUCCAUCACAUGUGUUUUGCCGCCGCUUUCAGCUACGCUCCCCUAAGCAGUAUUUCCCAGCUCUUCCUAAGCUAUGGCGCCGAGAGCAAAUGCAGUUCUCGCCAACUGGCAGAGUUCAGUUAGAAGUAAUCAGUAAUUACCUUUUUAUGAAUGCAGCUUUGAUAGGGUUUGAAAUAUAUUUUGGUUGCUCAAGAUAUUCUAGGGACAUGAAGUGGUGCUGGCCUCUGAUCCUGGAUCACCUCUUGUGCUUGUAUGUUCUCACUAAACACAGACUGUGGAUGGAAAAAAACCAGCCUGGUCCAUGAUAGCCUUACCAUGCCACGCCAAGAUGUUUGGAACCAGCACACAGUUUUAUGGACAGUGAGCAGAAAUCAACCAGUUAGCUCUUACUUCCCCUGAAGUACACACAGUUACAAAUUACAGUUUGUAAUUCUGAUAUUCUUUCCAAACCCACCACUGAAAACGCACGUGAUCUCAUAGCACAGGUGCCUUUUGGACAGGUGUUUUCUUUCCCCCUCAUUGUAAUUGGAUGUCAUGUGGGUCAGUUUUUACUUUUUACAUCAGAAAGCAAAGAUUUAGUCAAUAAAUAGUGUUUCUGUUUUUCAGUUAUCUAAUUGGUUUACGUACUUUGGUGGACUUGUUUAUAACUACUUGCUUGGUUUUCUGACUGCUCAUGUUUCUGCCCAAUUACACUCCAGAUUACAGCUUUGUGUAGCAAACGGGCUGUUGAUGCCAAAAAACAUGUAAUUAUAACUAAUAGGAAUGAUGGGGAAAGCUAUUUAGAAAUGAGGUGAAGUUAUGGGAAUUAAUCUUGAUUGUUUGUGGAAGUAGCAAAUAAAAAUGUAAAUUUCUCAUUGGAAAUUCUUGGAAGACAAUGUUUGCCAGAAAAAAGAAAUUUGGUCAAUUGUUAAGGAAUGACAAAAAUAUAAAAAAAAAAAAAAGAUUUAAAUGUCAAAAUGGUAGGAUACCAGGUUUAAACGAUGACAUUAAGUCAAAGUUAUUUUAUUAUUUUUUUAGUUUUUUAUCUCAAAAUGGUGAGACAGUGCUAUCGUUAUUUUGAUUCACUGUCUCAAAAGUAUGGCCUAGUGUCUCAUAAUUCUGACUUUAAGUUGAAAUAAAAUUGAAAAUAAAAAAUAUGACUCAUAAUUUUGACUUAAUGUUUAAUCAUUUUACUUUUUUUUUUAUUCCUGACUCAAAUGGGCUUCCAUUAAAUUCUACAAUGAGAACACAUGAAAACCAACCUGUCCAGAAAGCACAUCCUUUAGCAGUGUGGAACUAAUGUCUACAGAGCCGUGUGCAGAGUCAACCUUGCGCGUGUGUGUUGGGUGUUUUGUGUGUGUGGGUGCGCGUGUGCGUGUGCGUAACGGAAAAUCAACUAGCCUGAUGUGAGGAUUUUGCUGCUAACUCCCAAGGGCUCCCAUUUUGGUUAUUUUGAGAACAUUUGACACGUCUGACAGAAAAAUACUGGCUAUGUCUAUCACAAAUGUAUGUACUGUAUCAGUCAGUCUGUCAACAUGGUGACAAGACUGUUACUACAAUGGCUCUUGAGUUUAGGUUCUCUGCCACCCUAUUCAUUCUCAGUCUGGUAGUCCUCAGUCUCUGGCACUUUAUCGCAACAUCGGCCACUCAAUAAAUAUCUGGGUUUUAUUACUGGAGUACUGUAAGUUGGGAAUUUGAGUGUUGAGGGCAGGGCUUUAAAAUGAGACCUGCCAACCCGCCAAAUGCGGGUAAAAAUGAACUUUGGCGGUUAGAGUUACUAGCCAAUUUGCCUGGUGAUGAAUAAAGCAAAAUAACACUGCACCCGUUUCAAUCGGCUGGCUGGAGAAAUGAUUCCAGAUUUCUCUUGUUUUCUGCCAAGAAAUUUGGGCAGUUUUGUGUGUUUGCCUUGGAAACAUACUCUUUAUCUGGCAACACUCAUUGUAGUACUAACCCUACAUUUCCCAUGAACACGUUCUCUUUGAAAUGAAGUAGUAAAGUCAGUUAGGAAAAAAACAUACAUUUGGCUAGUGGAAAAUCUGAUUGGCUGGUAACUUUGAAAAUCUACUAGCCAUGUUGGCUGGUCAAAAAAGUUCAUUUAAAGCCCUGCUUGAGUGUGAUAUUUUGCUGAUGUGUUAUUUUGGCAAUGCCAGCUGUGGCAUCCAUUGCUGAAAGCAAGAAUGAACUAAUGGAUAGCUAUUAAAAGGAGCUUUAAGACUGCAGCAUUGCUGUGCUCUGGCUCAUUACCCAAGAGAAACUGCUCCGUAGAGAACUAGUACAGGGUAGAUACACCUGGAGGUCUACUUGGACCACCACUGUAGAUCAUGUCCACCUGACACUAUAUAACUUUUCAU